AGCCCCCAGGCCCCAACCCCGAGGCUAUAAGCUGCAAGUACGUGCAGUUGCCGCCUCUAGCCACACCCUCUUGCAGCCUCCACAGAAAGCCAUAGUAGCAUCACAACUUCACAAGGUAGAAGAAGAGGAGAAGGGAGAUCGGCAAAUAUGGCUAAGGGUCACGUCCUCGUGCUGCCGAUGCCAUGCCAGGGCCACGUCAUCCCGUUCAUGGAGCUCUCCCACCGCCUCGCCGACGAGGGCUUCGAGGUCACCUUCGUCAACACGGAGGUGGACCACGCGCUGGUGGUGGCCGCGCUGCCGCCGGGCGGCGCCGCGGAGCUCCGGCAGCGGCGGAUCCACCUCGCCGCCAUCCCCGACGGCCUCGCCGGCGACGAGGACCGCAAGGACCUCAACAAGCUCAUCGACGCCUACUCGCGCCACAUGCCGGGACACCUGGAGCGGCUCAUCGGGGAGAUCGAGGCCGGCGCCGGCGGCGGGAGGCCCAAGGUGCGGUGGCUCGUCGGCGACGUGAACAUGGGGUGGUCGUUCGCCGUCGCCAGGAGGCUCGGCAUCCGCGUCGUCUCCUUCUGGGCGGCGUCCACGGCGUGCCUCGCCAUCAUGCUCAAGAUCCCCAAGCUAAUCGAGGAUGGCGUCCUCAACGAGAAGGGGUGGCCGGAGCGGCAGGAGACGCUGCAGCUGGCGCCGGGGAUGCCGCCGCUGCACACGUCGCUGCUGUCGUGGAACAACUCCGGCGCGGCGGAAGGGCAGCACAUCAUCUUCGACCUCGUCUGCCGGAACAACAAGUUCAACGACGACCUCGCCGAGAUGACCGUCUGCAACUCCUUCCACGAGGCCGAGCCCGCCGUCUUCAAGCUCUUCCCGGACCUCCUCCCCAUCGGCCCGCUCGUCGCCGACCGCGAGCUCCGCCGUCCCGUCGGCCACUUCUUGCCGGAGGACGCCGGCUGCCUGGACUGGCUCGACGCGCAGCCCGACGGCUCCGUCGUGUACGUGGCCUUCGGCAGCCUGGCCAUCUUCGACGCGAGGCAGUUCCAGGAGCUCGCCGUGGGGCUGGAGCUCACCGGCCGGCCGUUCCUCUGGGUUGUCCGGCCGGACUUCACCCCUGGCCUGAGCACGGCGUGGCUGGACGCCUUCCGGCGCCGCGUCGCCGGCAGGGGCGUGAUCGUCGAGUGGUGCUCGCAGCAGCGCGUGCUGGCGCACGCCGCCGUGGCGUGCUUCGUGUCGCACUGUGGGUGGAACUCGACGCUGGAAGGGGUGCGCAACGGCGUGCCGUUCCUGUGCUGGCCGUACUUCUGCGACCAGUUCCUCGACCGGAGCUACAUCACCGCCGUGUGGCGCACCGGGCUCGCCGUGGCGGCCGGCGAGGAGGACGGCGUCGUGACGAGGGACGAGGUGAGGAGCAAGGUGGAGCAGGUCGUCGGCGACGGCGAGAUCAGGGAGAGGGCGCGGCUGCUCAGGGACACGGCGCGCGCCUGCGUCAGUGAGGGUGGCUCGUCGCACAAGAAUUUCAGGAAAUUUAUUGACCUCCUAAGUGAGUGACACUGCAACCGAUCGACUGAAAUAUACCUAAAUUAAUGUAUGUACAAGCUGAAACUGAAUGGGAUCGACUCCAAACUUACCUGCAUCGUUGAAUCCGCUUUGAUGCAAACUUAGAUACUACAUAUUAAUUUCCACAACAACUUGUGGUGCUCAAAGCCAUCCUUGAUUC
This is a messenger RNA of Oryza sativa Japonica Group (Japanese rice), 1705 nucleotides long. RefSeq names its product UDP-glycosyltransferase 83A1. Lineage: Eukaryota; Viridiplantae; Streptophyta; Magnoliopsida; Poales; Poaceae. The record is from RefSeq and is a predicted model, not a curated record. Gene Ontology annotation, molecular function: UDP-glucosyltransferase activity.